Penicillium nucicola is the source of this 354-nucleotide messenger RNA. RefSeq lists its product as uncharacterized. Bases 1 to 354 code for a protein of 117 amino acids. The transcript has a single exon. The record is from RefSeq and is a predicted model, not a curated record. Lineage: Eukaryota; Fungi; Ascomycota; Eurotiomycetes; Eurotiales; Aspergillaceae.
AUGGUCCGGGGUCCUCAAGAGAUCCCCGAAGAAGUCAACUUGCACGGUCAAACAAAGGAAUACCCCAUGGCAAAGCCCGACGAGGGUAGGAACUGUGGCCGGCAGUACCUGCGCACGACAGGGUCAAGUGGCAUGGGUAUGAGGAGGGGUAAUGGUUCCUCCCAGAAAACGCAGGGAUAUGAUGGGAUCUCACCGCAUUGUCGGGGAGACAAGUCCCUGCAAGUAACAGUCCCGAGCCACUUGAGCCCCGAUCAAGUCCCCGUCAAAGAAGAUGGCAUGCCUCAGGUCAAGGAUUGGAUCUGCGGAGGCGUCUGUCUCCGCGGGGUUCCCUGUCGACGGCAUAGUAGACGCUAA